This is a messenger RNA of Orbicella faveolata, 2975 nucleotides long. RefSeq lists its product as uncharacterized. NCBI's taxonomy places the organism in Eukaryota, Metazoa, Cnidaria, Anthozoa, Scleractinia, Merulinidae. The record is from RefSeq and is a predicted model, not a curated record.
AGUUUAAGCACUGUCUGGACGAGUCAGUAACAAACAGGAAAAAGUAAAUCAAAAUACAUGCGUUACUUCCGGUGACGGCAUUGCCGGUUGAGUAUUUUAAAUUUGACACUGCUGACCACAAGGCUCAAUCGAUUCGAAGCGGGACAGACACCGGCAGAGAGGGCCAGUUUCACGAGGAAAUGUUCAAGAAGCGAAGAAACAAAGCUAAAGAAGAUGUUUUGAUAGUUGACAACAAGAAGCAAGAAAAUCGGUCUUCGAAGAUCAGCACAGAUUCGACAUUUGCGGACGAAAAUGCAAAUGGCGAAUUUACGUUUUCAGAUCGGUGUGAUCAAACGGAUGGCUUCGACUCCCAGGGAUUUGUUGACUUGGCUCCCGCAGAAAACCAGCCUCAGUUAUUGGGACCCAAGCAAAAUUGUCAGUAUAUAGGAACAUUUGCUGUCAGUCUUGGCACUGGUGGAGAAGAUGAAAAUACUUUAAAAACUCACAAGGAAAGAACAAGAUUUGUUAAAAAGAAACUUAAUGAAUAUCGGUAUGCUCAGAGAGGUGUUGGUGUCGCUAUUCUAAUCUCAACUGAUGGAAUUAAGGUUAUAUCUCCUGAUGGCCAGCGUGUUAGAAUGGCCCAUCCACUGCAGAGAAUUUCUUUUGCGACUUGUGACCCAGAGUUUAGACUGUUUGCUUACAUGUCUCACAUUCCCUCUCCGCUGGGGACAGCUAUUCACUGCCAUGUCUUCUUGUCUAAGUAUACAAGGCAGGUUCAGAACCUUACAGCUUUGGUUGGGAAAGCAUUUCAAGUGGCAUUUGCAGAAUCAAAGUUCCCAAAAGGAACAGAACUUAAAUUGGAACAAUUCAAGACAGAAGCCUCUGAUAAACAAAUUGUGCAAGGAAGGCGAUGGGCAAGGCUUGAGGCCCAGCAGGGUCAUGAGCACUCUCAGCAUGCAAUUCAGGCAAGGUUAAAAAAGGAACAGGAGAAGUCACCACAUAAAAGUCCAUUGACACCAAGGAAACAAGCCACACCCGCAACAGCAGCAGUGGAAGCCACCACUUCCUCUUCUCAAGCAUCACCACUUGGAAGACGGAGGUCAUUUGGUAAAGCCCAUACCCCUCCUGAGGUCCGUAGGUCAAAUAUUCUGCAGGAUGGCGGUGGCCAGAAGGUAGCUGAAAAGAAGUCAAGUCCUUCAGAUGCAGUCACUGAUGGUAGUCCAGUGGCAGAAAGGAAAAUCGGUGCACCUGCUGAUUCAGUGCAAAGUACAUCACAAAAACCGGCAGAACAAAAAUUUUACAUUCCACCUGAUAAGGAGCAACCUGCCAAACCUGCACGAGAACAGUCUUAUACACCUCCACUGUCCAGCAGUGAUAAUAUUAAGAUAUCCAAUGGCGUGACUGCCAAGCAGGGUGUCAGGAUGUCGCCACUAGCUAAGUCUGCCUCGGACCCAAAUAUGCUAGCGGCAAAUAAUGAGUUUGCAGGGAGCAGUAAACAUGAGGCCGUCUCAAAGCGUAACAGUCAUGAAGAUGAAAAUUGGUACAUGGCUGGAAUACCCAGGGAGUUUGUCACUGAGAUGUUAGAGAAAUCAGAAGAGGGAUCAUUUUUUGUGCGAGACAGUCAAAGUAAACCUGGUUGCUAUGCCUUGACCAUGCGGGUUCCUUGGGAGGCCAAACCCAGUGGCUUUGGAAACUUUUUGAUUGUUAAAGUCAAAGAUGGUGUCAUGAUACAGGGUUUUGACAGAGUGUUGCCUGACGUCACAUCUCUUGUGGAACAUUACUCCAAAUUUGCAGAUGGCCUUCCAUGCAAACUGUUGAUUGCUGGAUCUAACGUGCUUUGUGAGGAUGAGGAGUAUAUGAACACUGUUCCUUCAGAUCCCGAUUAUCAAAGAUUAUCAGAUUUCACUGCAAUGAUGGCUGAAUUAAAGUGAGAAGCUUGUCAAGACCUAGUCUUCAUGCAGCUUGUCAAAAUACCAUUUCUGUAAGAUUUUAUUUUCACUGGUGACAAACAGGCUGCUUUGCAAUGUUGUAUAAAUAAUUAUUAGUAUAUCAAUGAUACUAAACAUAAGUCGAAUUAGAAAUGGCACCUUUUGUGAUCUCAAUGCAAUAACUCUUUUAAUUAGCAAGAUGCAAUUCCAAACAGACUUUUCUUAUACCUGCAUUUUGAGUCAGACAUUUUGCUCUCCAUUGGAGGAAAUGGAUGAUAUAAAUAGCACAAAUACAGGUACUAACAGUUGAAUCAGGAAUAGCGAUGUUCAGUCAUAAAAAGAGGUUAAUAUAUUUAGUAUAAUGUGUUGCUGGAGAUGAACUGUCAGUGCCUCGCAUGGUGUUAAUUUAUUUUUUGAAGAUGUAUAUUUGUAUUAUAAAUAUUGAUUAAUUUAUUGAUUUUUGAGUGUCGCUAUACGUCACUGUAGAGCAUCAGCUCACAUCACAUGUCAAGGAAUUUUAACAUAUCGCCUUCAGUAUUACAUCCAAAGAGCUAAAUAUUUCACCAAUAUGAAUUACUUUAUUAAGUAUCGCAAGCACCUUAUAUGACACCCAAAAUGCUAAGAAUGUCACCAAUUACUGUACUAGGUUUCACAAGCUCUUUAUAACUGUUUGCAGUUAAUUCAGGCCUAUUUAUCAUGAUGCCUUUUAUAUGCAAAAUCCUAUGGUAUGAUGCCAAUGAGGCAAUGGUAAACAAUAAUGUAAGCAAAGAUGACCCUAUACUUGAAAAUAUUAUUUUAUAAUUAUCAUAAUAAUGAUAAUAUUAUUGUUUUAAUUGUCCAAAAAUAAUAUAUUCUGCAUUAACUUGAGUCUAACAAAUAGUUUAUAGCUUUAGUUCUCAAAGUAAGUCAAUAACAAUUAAUUAAUAAAUAUCAAGAGUGAGUUUGAGUAUUUGUAAGUAAUAGGUAACUGUAAUGCAAAAAUUUCCUUUGCUAUCAAUACCGUCUAUACAUGUACACUGUAGGUAGGUGAGAGUGGGUCCUAUGAUACAUCAAUUAAAUUGAGACAAA